AUGAAGUUUUGCCAACAUCUUCUUGGCCUUGUGGCUGCCACUAGCCUCGUACAAGGCCUUCACAUUGGUCCGAGGGAUGAAAACAACAUCGCACAACCCCCAGCCCCUCCAGUUGAAGGCCAAGCUGCUGCACCACCGCCCCCAGUGGCUGGACAGGCUCAACCUCCCGUGCCGGAUCGAGGGCCUGAUGGAGAUAGGGAUGAGGACGACGAUGAUGAUGGCCGUCCACGUCCUGCUGUUGCAGGAGGACCUGUACCGCCUGACGUCGAUGACAACGACGAUGGCCCUCCACCGCCUCGUGUGGACAAUGACAAUGAUGGGGAUCUUGACGGUCCACCUCCUCGUGUCGACAACGAUAAUGACGGAGAUCUCGACGGCCCACCACCUCGUGCUGAUAAUGAUGGCGACGGCGACCUCGACGGUCCUGCUCGGGCGGACAACGACGCAGACGGCGAUCUUGAUGGGCCUCCACCACCAGAGUCCAAUAAAAACGGCAAUGUACAGCCUGCUCAAGCCGGCACUACCGCCGCAAACACAAACCCAAACACCAAUAGUGCUGACGAUGGCACAUCUCCGGGCUUUCAACAAGCUGACGUCGAUGACACGCCUGAUGGAGAUAGAGACGGCCCAGAUGGUGAUGGCGAUGGACCAGACGACAAUGGUAGGCCAAAUGCUGCUGGACAGAAAUCCAUUCCUCUUCUUGCGACUUUCGCUAUGGUUGUUGCGGCGAGCGUCGUGGUUAUGUAA
Zasmidium cellare ATCC 36951 is the source of this 747-nucleotide messenger RNA. RefSeq lists its product as uncharacterized. The transcript has 3 exons. Lineage: Eukaryota; Fungi; Ascomycota; Dothideomycetes; Mycosphaerellales; Mycosphaerellaceae. The record is from RefSeq and is a predicted model, not a curated record. Bases 1 to 747 code for a protein of 248 amino acids.